Protopolystoma xenopodis is the source of this 321-nucleotide messenger RNA. The record is from the annotation of a GenBank genome assembly. Lineage: Eukaryota; Metazoa; Platyhelminthes; Monogenea; Polystomatidea; Polystomatidae.
AUGUAUAUCAGUUUCAUUAAUACUUCUGUUUCACAGGUUGUCGGUCGACGUAAUGAUCUCAAACUGAUUAUCACUUCGGCUACUAUGGACGCCGAAAAGUUUAGCCAAUUUUUUGGUGACUGUCCCAUAUUCCGAAUACCGGGCCGAACAUUUCCUGUUGACGUUCAGUUCAGUAAAACCAGCGUAAUGGACUAUGUUGAUGCAGCUGUGAAACAAACCAUCCAAGUUCAUCUUGGGGCAGGAGAAGAUGGUAACUUAGUUAUACUUUUCUUAGCUGUCCUCUUGAUAAUGAUCCUGAUUAAAUGUAGUUUUGAAGACUAA